Messenger RNA from Sinocyclocheilus rhinocerous, 787 nucleotides. RefSeq names its product protein Flattop. The transcript has 5 exons. Gene Ontology annotation, biological process: cilium organization. Lineage: Eukaryota; Metazoa; Chordata; Actinopteri; Cypriniformes; Cyprinidae. Bases 3 to 626 code for a protein of 207 amino acids. The record is from RefSeq and is a predicted model, not a curated record. Gene Ontology annotation, cellular component: ciliary basal body.
AGAUGUCGACUAGUUACUCUGCAAACCAGUAUGAAAAUGCUUUUAAAUCGCAAAAGCUCCAGAAUUGGACCAUCCCAAAACAUUUCAAAGAGAGACCAUCAGCAGCAGAAGGCCACACUACAUUUAUAGCCACAGACCGUGGCCACCUUCUACCUGGUGUCAGAACAAAGAGUGGAAGUGCAUGGCCAGCAUUCCAAGGCACAUGGGAUUUACCUCAGUAUAUCCAUCCUGCUUCCAUAAACCCCACUGCCCGUUCACGAGAGGGCGAGGAUCGCCUCAGGACCUGGGGACAGAUGAAAUUUGCCACAAACCAGACUCAUGAGGCCCCUGAUGGCAGCCAGGCUACAAACAGAACCAUUAACAAUGUGGAAAACAUAAAUGUGGACCAGCCUGCAGAAGAGUCAAAAAUGCCAGCGAGUGACCCAGACCGAAAUGAACCAGAGAGGCCCAAAUCACAUCACAGCCAAGACCAGUCUAACCCAGUAAACCUUCUCGAAAACCAAACCCAGUCUAGACCAGGAAGUCACCACAGCCAACAGGCUCCAUCCAGACCAGCCACUCAAGAGAGCCAAGCUGAGUUAAGACCACCAACCCAGAACAGCAGACCAGCAUCUCAGCAGAAAUAACACCAUUUAUAAUCAGAUCCCCUGCAUGGGCAGUUAUAAAAGUUGUUCCAUGAAAUGGCAUUACGUAAGCCUACCACUUCUUUGAAAAACACUUUUACUUUACAGAUAUGAUUAUUAUUGUGUUCCAUUUAUUUAUAACUGUGCUCUCUGUUUGUGCAUAC